UGUGUUGUUUUUUGUUGUCGCGACCAUAUUUGUAAUGGCAGCAGGAUUUGCUGCCUGGUGAAAAUCGUGCAUAUUUCCAUCAAAAAUGGAUGUCUCCUCCCGUAAAAGUGUGCUCCAUUAGUAGUUUCCUGUGUGUGAAAUUGAUAAGCGCUAGUGGGUUUCGCGGGGCAGUGCUCGUUGUUGAUAGAAAAGCUUUUUUCACUUCGUGUUGAUAUUGGUCGCCAUUUCUGUUGGAUAGACACAGAUGCGACAACAGCAGCAGCAACAAUAACAACAAAAUCAGGUUCGGGGCUGAGCACCAUUCGGUUAUUGUCAAGUGCUUGUGGAGAACGGAAGUGGAUUGAAUGCGUUUGUAACGAGCCGUCAGGUGGAAGUCUUUGGCCUGCGGGUGGUGUAUGAUAUCAUUUAUUCAGUACACGCUGAAUAUGAUGAGCAAUCUAAGCAAUAGCCACAACAGUAACACUGGAAGCAGUCAAAAUUCUGCUGCCGAGGGCACAAUGGAACGAGGAAGUUGUAUUUUAGUGCGAUACGCUAGCCAAAAUUCCCUUGAUGAGAGCUCCCAGAAACAACUACCGCGGUCAAAUGGAAAAGACAAAACAACCGGAGGAGCAUACCACAACAAUGUGCACACGCAGCGAUCGUUCGAGGCCAUGAAUAAUAUGCGAGAACAAAAUCUUCUAUGCGAUGUGAUACUGGUCGCCGAUGGAAUCGAGAUACCGGCGCACAAGAUGGUGCUGGCCUCAUGCAGUCCAUAUUUCUAUGCCAUGUUUACUGGAUUUGAGGAAAGCCGUCAGGAUCGAAUCACACUGCAGGGUGUAGACCAUCGUGCCCUGCAGCUUCUGAUCGAGUACGUUUACACUUCGGUGGUCGAGGUCACCGAGGACAACGUACAGGUCCUACUAACGGCGGCCAACCUUCUGCAGCUGACGGACGUUCGUGAUGCGUGCUGUGAUUAUCUUCAGACUCAGCUGGAUCCAAGCAACUGCCUGGGAAUCCGAGACUUCGCUGACAUUCAUGGGUGCAUCGACCUGUUGAACUAUGCCGAGACGUACAUUGAACAGCACUUCUCGGAAGUUGUUCAGUUCGAAGAAUUUUUGAAUCUCACCAGCGAACAAGUAGUUAAUUUGAUUAAAAGUGAUCGACUCUCAGUGCCCUCCGAGGAAAAGGUUUACGAGUGCGUGAUCACAUGGAUCCAGUACGACAUCUGCACACGGCAGUCCUAUCUCGCCGACCUGAUGGAGCAUGUCCGGCUUCCCCUCCUUUCCCAGGAAUAUCUGGUGCAGCGCGUCGAGAAGGAGCAGCUUCUCAAGGGAGACCUCCAGUGCAAGGACUUCAUCAUCGAAGCACUGAAGUACCAUCUGCUGAAGGGGGAGGUCAAAUCGACCUUCAAGACACCACGUACCAUUCCGAGACAGCCAGUUGGGUUGCCGAAGGUGUUGCUUGUUAUAGGAGGUCAGGCGCCAAAGGCCAUUCGUUCCGUGGAAUGUUAUGAUCUACGCGAAGAACGCUGGUACCAAGUGGCGGAAAUGCCUACGCGGCGAUGUCGUGCUGGGUUGGCCGUUCUGGGGGAUAGAGUUUAUGCGAUUGGUGGAUUCAAUGGAUCCUUGAGGGUACGUACUGUUGAUGUUUAUGAUCCCGUGCAAGAUCAAUGGACCACUUGCAACAGCAUGGAAGCGAGGCGAUCGACAUUAGGAGUGGCCGUUCUGAACAGUUGUAUCUAUGCGGUUGGAGGUUUUGAUGGUUCAUCGGGCUUGAGUUCAGCAGAGAUGUUCGAUCCGAGAACGCAGGAAUGGCGAUUGAUUGCUUCAAUGUCGACAAGGAGGAGUUCGGUUGGAGUUGGGGUGGUCAAUGGUUUGUUGUAUGCGGUUGGUGGUUACGAUGGUGCUUCGAGACAGUGCUUGGCUUCGGUGGAGAGAUACAAUCCUGCAAUGGACACGUGGAUUCAAGUUUCGGAGAUGACGGAUCGUCGCAGUGGGGCAGGUGUUGGAGUUCUAGAUAAUAUUUUGUAUGCGGUUGGAGGUCAUGAUGGGCCAUUAGUGAGGAAAUCAGUUGAAGCUUAUAAUGCCGAAACGAAUACUUGGCACAAGGUAGCCGAUAUGGCAUUUUGUCGUAGAAACGCCGGAGUAGUUGCUCACAAGGGCAUGCUGUUCGUGGUGGGUGGAGAUGAUGGAACGUCAAAUUUAGCUUCGGUAGAAGUUUAUACUCCGGAGACCAAUACUUGGCGAUUGCUGCCGGCAUCGAUGAGCAUUGGGCGCAGCUACGCUGGAGUAGCAAUGAUAGAUAAGCCCAUGUGAAGCGAACAGCAGGGCGCUAUCGCCGCCACAACAGCAAGCAGCUCAAGGUAUGCGAAUUGUUCGAUCAUUGGUAGUGCAGCAAACAACGGUUAUAACAACAUAAGUCAGAAUAAUAACCAAAACAACGAUGACGAGAGUAGUCAAGCAGAAGGGCUGAACUCGGAAGCUGGUGCUGUAGGUUACAAUCAAGCUUUAAACAAUAACAACAAUGCCAAUAACGCCAAUAAUAACAACAAUGUACACUACGAAAAUAUUUACGAGUCAAUUGAACAAUACGCUGCUGCCGCGAAUGCUGGUGUGGCUGCGGUUGCCCCUGCCGUUGCUCAAAAUCCCCCAGGAAUCAUUCCACAAGGAGCUCCCCUUCUCGGUAUGCAAGCAAACCCAUCACCGCAACCAGGACCUGGACCUUCAUCUGUCGGUAUGGGACUUCGCAGUAAUAAUGCUCAACCGGGCAUUGUCCCAGGUCCACCACCGCCGCCAAGUAUGCUCCACAUGCAACAGCAAUACCUUUCGUUAGCAUAUCGCAACGAGCUGUACGACAGAACUGCCGGAUACGAUGUGCCACGCGGAGGAGGAGGAGUUCCGCGCAACAGCUAUUAUCAAAAUCAACAACCGAUGGCGACUGGACCACGCUACCAAAACCUUCAUCUGGAUUUUAAUCGACCUAAACAUUCCCACAACAGCAUGAGAGCACCUCGCCAACGAAGCUUUGAUGAUACCGAGUCCUAUCAGUACUAUAGAUAUCAGAAUCAGAACUUUGCUAAAUAUGAUAACGUUUACGAGAGAGUUCGCGAGGAGCCAGCCUAUCAAAAUACAGGGUCUUUCGGAAUUGGAUCGGCUGGGCCGUCAAACCGCGGCAUAUUCGGAAGAUUGGAUGUCAUUGGACAUGGUGUUGGCCGCAUCGAGCGUCAUUUGAGUUCAUCUUGUGGAAAUAUCGAUCACUACAGUCUCGGAGGACAUUAUGCUGUUUUGGGACACAGCCAUCUUGGAACGGUUGGGCACAUUCGUCUGAAUCAGACUACAAACAAUCAAACGAAUGCUGCUGGGAAGGAUUCUUCAUCGGUUAAUGUGAAAAGCUUCUUCAGCUGUUUGGGAGGAGAGAACUCCCAAUCGAUGAAUAACAUUAGUAAAAAUGGAGGUUCGGGUCAGGCGGGAGCGUUCGGAUGUACGCCAAAUGGUGAAACAGCUAGUAAUGCUGGACCGUCAUCAGCUGCGCCAUCAACUUCUUCGUCCACAACUGCCAAAGUAACAGGUACAAUCCCAAAAGUCAAAAGUAAAUCCAAAAAGGAAAAUCAACCCAACUCCGCCGAUCAAAGCGAAGGAGAAAACCAGGUGAAUCGCAUAUCAAAACCAUCUCUGCAAUGGCUGUUGGUUAACAAGUGGCUUCCCAUGUGGGUCGGUCAAACUCCUCCGGACUAUAAGUUCAUUGAUUUUAAUUUCAUGUUCUCUCGGAACUGCGAUGGAUGUGGAAAUGCCACGAAUCACCAAGAGGUAAUGCAGUUGGAUGGUCAAGCAGAAAUGCGGUCUCACGAAUACGGAGAUUACAUUCCACCAGCAAGGGAAUACCCGACUAUGAACGGUAGUUAUCCAAGGGUCCUUCGUAAUACACCUCAAUUGUCGCGCCUACGAGAACACGAAUACGAGAAUGUCCCCGUUGAUUCACCUCCAGCUCGUUUAGAUUUUGCUGGGUCUCGGUCCGCUUUCAGCUAUGUCAAUCGAGCCAGAUCGGAAAGUCCCGCGCGGUCCAGCACAACCAGACGCGAGGAACGCAGCGGUGGGGACCCAUUCCGUAACUGGGCAUUUAAUUUCGAGGACAAUAGCUUCCGGCCGGCCGGUUCAGCUCCACGUCCUCGUGAAAUACGCCGCAUAACCGAUGGAACUUUCCGUGCCACCGACUUUCCGCAGGACAACGAAAAGCCAGGACCCAGCCGUGACAGCUCUCGAGAGUUGUCUAACACGCCACCAACUAUAGUCGUCAAUGAGUUAGCUACUCCUUCCAGUUCACGUUCCAAUUCUGCUUCGCCACCGAAAAGUAAGGAAUCGUCCGUGUCUCUAGUUCAACCGGAGGAGCGGGGUGGUACUCCAGCGUCUUCUUCAUCCGAUUCGGAAAUGUUCGUCAUGGAUUCCAUUGCAACCGAUGCUGGCGGGCCAGCAGAGGAUAGUAGCGGAUGUGGCGGUGGUGGUGCUUGCAGUAGCAUGCAGUGCAUGGAGAACGUUGCGGAAAUGGAAGAAGCUGCUGCUACACAAAACAAACAGGAUGUCUCGUCACAGGAGACGUCCGAAUCGUCCAACUUUGAAGAUAAUGCUGCGGAAACUUCUGGAUCCGAUGAUGACAUCGUUGAUGAUAAGAAUGUUGGUACUACUUAAGCUCAUGCGCUCAAUUAUUUUCGAAUGUUGUUUUUACCAUAUUAGCGUGAAACGGCUAUUGUUACUAGUUUACUAUUGUGAUUUGAGGAACAUUUAUGGUAAUUGGAGUUCUUCAAAGCAUUCUCCGCUGAAUGAUUUUUUGAUAUUAUGUCGAAUAUGCUAUGAAAUAAAUAGCAAAAUAAUGAAACAUUCGAGAUAGUCACAAGGAAUAAUUUUUAGAAUGGUAAACGGAGAAUGUUUGUGAAAAUGAAUUCCUCUGCGCUUUCACUUUUACUAUAGCAAGAUUUUUUUUUCAAAUUUGUGGCAAUUUUAUAUCCGGCAGUAUAUUCGAUUCCCACUCGCUCAAUAUUUAUUGAUAGAUUCUAUUUAUUCUUAAUAUAUUCUGUUUCUUUUUUUAUACUCCACUGUUUAUUCUUCUAUGAUGAUCAAAUCUAGACGAGGCUAGAGCAUUUAUUGGCGCAGGAACUAAAUUUCCAACCAUGAUUAAAUUGUAUGUUAGAAGGCGCAUUUAGAUGAUGUACUGUCAAGACUUAGGAUUAAGGGAAAAAAAAACAUUAACAAAGACAGACGUGAAAUUUUAAUGGUAAUAUCGAAGCAAAUCGAACAAUAUCAGUGUAUUCUAUCCAGCGUUGAAAUGCGUAACAAUAAUCACAAAAAAACAGAUAAACUCAAACAUGUUUACCAUUUAGCAGAGGCCUACCAUUAUGCACUUACUGAUACACAAUAAUAAGGCAUUUUCUUUGGUAUAUGAUACUUCCGUUAACAGUAGAUAUCUACAAUUUUCUUAUACAUUCACAAGUUAAUCGAAACAAAACAUAAUUAUUAGGGGAGUUAGUCAAUUGUCCCGUGUGAGACGAAACCACAGCAUUCAAAUACCGACACUUACUAACCAACAUUGAAAUUGAAACAUUACGAUGAACACGAAUACCGCAAAUAAACAAUGAAGUAUAAGUUAUCAGUACAAAACCCAGCAAUGGUGAGACCUACAGAUCAGAAAUCUACAAUUAUUUUUACCAAAUUUGUCGAAUCUCCGAGCAAAUAUUUCGAUUCCCUCACGUAAUUAUGAUAGUAAUCGAGAAAGGAUAUACUCACAUACAGAUUAACCAUUUCAGCCGGGAAUAGAGGUAUUGAAAAUGUAGAACUCUUUUUAGCAAUCAGUCAGUCAGUCGGUGAUAGAUUUUAGUUUAAUAUUUACUGAUGGUAGUAAUUAUAAUUACUCUUACUUACAUAGACAAGGAAACCACUUAACAACGUAAUGGCAAUUGACGUGUAGUUCUGAUAAUUGUGAGUCAUAUUCAUAUAAUAGUCAUAUACACAGCACAAGAACCCGAACUGAAUGAUAGUGGAUUUAAUUACAUACAUAAAUACAUUCGAAAAAGGCGUUCAAUAAAUGGAUUCAACAGUUGAAAAGUA
Armigeres subalbatus is the source of this 6074-nucleotide messenger RNA. It is a transcript of the gene kel, whose product is annotated as ring canal kelch homolog. Gene Ontology annotation, molecular function: protein binding. Lineage: Eukaryota; Metazoa; Arthropoda; Insecta; Diptera; Culicidae. The transcript has 5 exons. The record is from RefSeq and is a predicted model, not a curated record.